Molecule: messenger RNA, 2803 nt
Organism: Acipenser ruthenus (sterlet)
Lineage: Eukaryota; Metazoa; Chordata; Actinopteri; Acipenseriformes; Acipenseridae
Gene: fam110c
Product: family with sequence similarity 110 member C
Exons: 1
Coding region: 235-1257 (340 amino acids)
Source: RefSeq, a predicted model, not a curated record
UGUUUAAACGUCAAGGUGAUCUCAAACUAUCACAGUGCUGUAAAGAAACGCAAGGUGUGUGUUUUCAUUACGUGUCGAUGAAGAUAGAAGAUUCUGAAUAUUUAAACAGUAAAUAAAUAAUCAUUUUAAAAAAGUCGACACACGCAUUCACUUUAUAUUGCAGCUGCGUGUGUUUUGACAGGGUACAGUACUCCUGAAAGUGACUUGGCCACUGAACUUUCUGGCUGUGUACAAAUGGAAGACAUCAGCUCUACCUUGCCGACGAGGCUCUUGAAUAAGGGUCCAGAUUACUUACGGAAACAGAUGGAACUGGAGACCAGAGGAAAGCUGAGUGCAGUGGAAAGGUUGGCCGCCGACAAAGUUAAGUAUGUAAAAAGUCAACAGGUGAUCAAUUCUAAACAGGAACCAGCGAUAACUUUGAGUUCGGCUUCAGAAAGCGGCAGCAAUGGAUCUGGUUCGUUUCACAGUGGGGCACGCUGCAUUCAUAAUGACAAUAAUGCUGAAAACGAGGAUCUUCAUAACGCAAAUAAUGCAUCCGAAACACUACCUGCAAGUUCACCUAUUGUCAGGCGCACCAGUUCUAAAAAGCAAAGACGAGACUCACUGAUGAUGUACCGACAAAAAUGUGACAAAAAUGUAAAGGGGCCCAGUAAUGACAAUUCAAAAGGGAAUCUAGUGCGGAGACUGUUUCAAAGCUCACUCAAAGAGAAAUGUGUGAAUUUGCCUAAGGUACAGUCUGUGCAAAAAGACACUGAAAAUAAGUGCAUAGUACCAGAGGAUAAAUCACAGCUGGAAAAUGAAGCAAAUACACGAAUCAACACUCAAGCUACCUGUGUCGACAACCAUAAACCACCCUUAUCAGCUAUUGCCAGGGUGAAAGACUCAAGCAGAACUGGACUUUUUCGGUCACAUUCUGAUAUAAGCUCUCGAUAUUCCAAAUCUUUUGCCGACUUUGAUUUUUUCUUUAAGUAUUGUGGUCUUGACACUGAUGAGAUUGAAACCUUAGGAAGAGAAAACUUUUCUGCUGUUUCAGACAGGGUUUCAUUAAAAAUCCGCAGCGUGAGUGUGGCAACAUCAGAAGACGGUUUUUCAAGACACAGUGGAGACAGUGACAGACAUUUAGAAGAAGAGCUUAACGUGAACAGGAACCCCACAACUGGAUCCUCGGUGAUAGAGCGCAAUGCCAGAAUCAUUAAAUGGCUGUACAGUUGUAAGAACGCCAAAGAAUCCGGCAAAGUAUUACGAGAACUUGAAUAAAAGGUUACACUGCUGUUACAUUGUUCGUACUUCACAGUGUUUUGUACUGUUAAAUUUGUAUGCUGCAUAUAAUAUUUAUCUAUAGUUAUUUUUCUGCGAAUGUAAUGUACUAUUUUUUAUUUUUUUACUCAAUGUAAGUAGUAAACGUUUUUAAAAAGUUAAAGUUGUACAAGGUUUAGUCUAGCAAUCAUACAUAGGUCUGUACAAAUGUGAAAGAUAGAUAUUGGAAUUUGUUUUACCCUAAAUUAAGAAUAUUCCUCUGCGCUUGUUUUUUGAGAAUUAAUCUACUGGGUAGUAUUAAUUGGUUAUUAAACAUUGUAUAGGUACAUUUGUUGUCGAUUUUCUGUCCAGCUUCCAGAAAUACAGCAUGACAUAUGAUUGAUACAUCAUAUAUACUUUUAUAUACUUUAAAGAUGCAGCAGGCCCCUAUCUCCUUUACCAAGGUACUGAAUUUUUUAUUUGAUCAUAAACUAUAAAUAAAUAGUUGUAUUUUACGUAAAACCGAUUGCUUUCUUGCCUUUUUACAGUAGAAGCUAAUUUAUCCUCGACUUCAAUUAUCUGCAGCUCCCAGACGAGUUUUAUCUCUCAAAUACAGCGUAUUAUUGCGGGUGUAGAUUAAUGCCCGCGGUGCACACACACACAUAUAUUAAUGACGCAUGCAUCCGUCUAGAAAAGUAUCGCAUUGGCGCCAAAUUGGACAACAAUAACUGAUGAUGGUAGUGGCAGCGAGGAAGAACAGACCCCAAAACCUGUAAAGUAGACGCCAAGACACCAGCGCUACAGAUGCGAGGUUUUGUUUCUUCUUAUGAACAGCAGGAGGAUCCCGAUUCUGUAAAAUUAGUUCUCAUGAGGCAGUUAGUGAAGUCGCUGAAACAAAAAGACUAUCAUGGACUUUCUCAAGGUUCAAAAGAACGACUUGCAGCAGUGAAUUGUUAUAAAAAGCUGUUACGAAAGAAAAACACUUCUGUUACGUAUUUUGUUGAAAUGUAAGAGAAGUUAAUUACACAGCAGCUUGUUUAUUUAGUUUUAAAGUAAAAAAAAAGUGGAAUUGUAUUUAUUUAUUUUUUAAUCCCGGAAAACUAGCAACACAACGCUACCAUCAUUACAGCUGCUAGACACAUCACAUAGUUUAUAGGAAAAUUGUGAACUCUGAUUGGCUGAAUAGCUUAUUCCCGUCAUACAAUAUCUUAUGAUCUGGUAGCUUUGUAGUAAUUUUAUUAUUAUUAUUAUUAUUAUUAUUAUUAUUAUUAUUAUUAUUAUUUAUUAGUAAAUGAAAAAGCUAGGUGGAGGUGUAUCGCAUUUUGAAAAGAUUUUGCUAGAAGUAACACCCAAAGUAAACUAAUUUUAAAACAUUCUUCUGUCUUUGGAAUAUAUUGUAUUGCAUACAUCUUAAGUAAACGCUAAUUUGGUUUACAUUAAUAGUUUCUGUAUUUUAUUCAUGCAUUCUAGUCAUACGCAAUGACACCUCCUUUAUCCGUGGACCUAUGUCCCCCCAAGCACACGGAUAAAUGGAGAUCCAUUGUAUAUACUGUACAUUACAUGUGCG